Esox lucius (northern pike) is the source of this 1362-nucleotide messenger RNA. It is a transcript of the gene ckmb, whose product is annotated as creatine kinase, muscle b. Gene Ontology annotation, molecular function: creatine kinase activity. Gene Ontology annotation, biological process: phosphocreatine biosynthetic process. The record is from RefSeq and is a predicted model, not a curated record. The coding region runs from base 107 to 1249 and encodes 380 amino acids. Lineage: Eukaryota; Metazoa; Chordata; Actinopteri; Esociformes; Esocidae. The transcript is spliced from 8 exons.
GAUCUGACACCUGGCAAAGUUGGGCAACCCUAUAUUGACUUCUGUGGACUGAUCCCGGGAACGUUACCUCUUUUUCUCCUGUGCAGAACAAAAGAGAGCCGCAAUCAUGGCGAAGAAUGUACACAAUGACUACAAGAUGAAGUUCUCUGUUGAUGAAGAGUACCCAGACCUCUCCCUGCACAACAACCACAUGGCCAAGGUUCUGACCAAGGAGAUGUACAGCAAGCUGAGGAGCAAGUCUACCCCCUCCGGCUUCACCCUGGACGACUGCAUCCAGACCGGUGUGGACAACCCUGGACAUCCCUUCAUCAUGACUGUCGGAUGCGUUGCUGGUGACGAGGAGUCCUACGAAGUCUUUAAGGAUCUGUUUGACCCCAUCAUCUCGGACCGUCAUGGAGGCUACAAGCCCACCGACAAACACAAAACCGACCUGAACUUCGAGAAUCUGAAGGGAGGUGAUGAUCUUGACCCCGCCUACGUCCUGUCCAGCCGCGUGCGUACCGGCCGCAGCAUCAAGGGAUACACCCUGCCCCCCCACAACAGCCGCGCCGAGCGCAGGAUGGUUGAGAAGCUGUCCAUUGAGGCCUUGGCAACCCUGGACGGUGAGUUCAAGGGAAAGUACUAUCCCCUGAACGGCAUGACCGAUGCCGAGCAGGAUCAGCUGAUCAACGACCACUUCCUGUUUGACAAGCCCGUCUCCCCCCUGCUGCUGGCCGCCGGCAUGGCCCGUGACUGGCCCGACGCGAGAGGAAUCUGGCACAACGAAUCCAAGAGCUUCUUGGUCUGGGUGAACGAGGAGGAUCACCUGCGUGUCAUCUCCAUGGAGAAGGGCGGCAACAUGAAGGAGGUCUUCAGGCGCUUCUGCGUCGGUCUGAACAAGAUUGAGGAGAUCUUCAAGAAGCACAACCACGGCUUCAUGUGGAACGAGCAUCUCGGCUUCGUGCUGACCUGCCCCUCCAACCUGGGAACUGGCCUGCGCGGUGGUGUGCACGUCAAGCUGCCCAAGCUGAGCACACACCCCAAGUUCGAGGAGAUCCUGACCAGGCUUCGCCUGCAGAAACGCGGCACAGGUGGUGUGGACACCGCUUCCGUGGGUGGAAUCUUCGACAUUUCCAACGCCGAUCGUCUGGGCUCCUCAGAGGUGCAGCAGGUGCAGCUGGUGGUGGAUGGUGUCAAGCUCAUGGUGGAGAUGGAGAAGAAGCUGGAGAAGGGAGAGUCCAUCGACGGCAUGAUCCCUGCCCAGAAGUAAAGUGGCGCGUGCUUUAGAUUUUUUUGUACUAUAAAAAUGACUAGCUUUGUCGUCAUCUGGGCAAGACACUGCCUCCCCGGACCUUUCCUAAAGACACUCAACGGUGCUCCAAC